AUGGCGCUCUCCAUCGCGUCCUCCCAGCUCUCCUUCGGGCCUUCUUCCUCUUCGUCCUCCUCUCCCCGCCGGCCUGUGCUCGCCUUUGUAGCCAGAUGGCCUACGCCGGACGCCCACGCCCUUCCGCACCCCAUCUCCUUCCUCUCCCUCUCCCCGCGACUCGAGCUCCGGUACUGGAACAGGAAGAGGAGGAGAGGCGGCUCCGCGCGGCGCCGCACCCCGUCGGAGUUUGUGGUCGCUGCGUCCUCGGACUACUACUCUGUCCUUGGAGUCCCGAAGUCUGCUGAUGGAAAGGAGAUCAAGGCCGCUUACCGCCGUCUCGCUCGCCAGGUUAGCCUUCCGCUGUGCAUUUGUUUGAUUAGGGAAACUCGUGAGUUCUAUAUUUCUUCUCUUUUUUUACCUCAAAAUUAAAUAUGAAUGCCAUUUCUUGGAUGUCUGAUGCCUUUGAGGAUCCAGAUUCCUGUGAGGAUUUUUGCCCAUUGUUGAUUCCAAUUUUUCUCGUUACAUGACAUCUUUUUUAUUCGUUACAAGUUUUUUCCCUUCAUUCGAUUAUCGAGAAGUUUCGCUUGUGUCGGUGGCCAUCGAGAAAAGGUCCUUGUUGAAGCUUUAGAGAAUUGAUCACACUAUUGCUAGUUUUCGCCAUUUUUGUAGAGUGAGGGUAAUGCAGAGAGUGAAUGUGUUCCUUCUGCCCUUCUCCUCUCGCAAUCACAUAUGUGAAAGUACUCGGUCAUUACAUUCAAAGUCAGUAGCAUCUCAUGCCAAAUUACCAGAAGAAUAAAACAAUCUUGGAAGAAAAAAAUUCCCAGUUCUAUUGUCAGCUUUGUGUUUCAGUAGAUUCCAUGUUAUUGCAAUCAAACACUACCAGCUUAUGCUAAGACACCUCUUAUGUCUAUUGCUCGUUGUUGUUGAGGAAAAAAAAAAGAUUCUCCUGGUUUUGUGUUGGUUUGCAGAUGAUUGGGGGAUGCAUCGUUUCUCCAAUUUUUUUGAAAGAAAGUUUUUCGGUGAUAUUGAUUUCAUUUCUUGUUGGAAGAAGAUAUCAUGGUAUAUAUGUAAAAACAACAGAGGAUAUCAAAGUGAAAGACAAAGAGGAUUAGCUAGCUUUUUAUCUGUCUACCUCAAAUUCAUGUAGCAUUCUGCUAAUUAUGAUCCUCAAAAUGUCGAAAAUAUCCAUCAUUUUUUCGAAUCAGAUGCAGUAGGUUUUACUGUACAUUGAAUUUCCGUGGUAUUCCUAUCGUUUCCUUCCAGACAAUUUUAUUUUCUCUGAAAGCUAAACAACGUGUAGAAUGGGGGGUAAAACUUUUCUGGUUUUAGUUAUUUCUCCUCUGAUAUUUUUAAGCCUCUUAUGUAGACGAUGAGAACGAAUUUACAAGGAAUUAAUCUUGUCUUACCAUUUUUCAUACUCUGGGUUUUAUUCUUUGAAUUCAUCCAUGUGAGGUCCAUUGUAAAAAAUUCAAAUGCCCAUGAAAAUAAGAAUCAUGAAUGUCUUAGAUCUACCAUUCACAUAAAUGGGGUGUAGUUUCGAGAUCUCAAGAUGGUAGGUCUGAUGAAAGAGAGGGAUGUUCUAGCUACCAGGCACAGAGAUGAUAAUUCAACUUAUGAGCGCAUUGAGCAUGAAGAAGGAUGUUCUUGGCGUUUGACUUAGGAUGAUUUUCUAGGUAUUAUCUGAUAGAAGAAGUUAGUAAAAGAAACAGAAUUUUGGAAGGAAAAGAUUUGAACAUUCUGAAAGGGAAGAUCGUUACAAAGGACAUGGAUGAUAAUCUUCUUGACAAUGGGUGAAUUUGGAAACCUUCUUGUAGAUCAGGUAUUUUAAGUAGGUAAAGAGGUGAGCAUUGUGACGACAUUGUCUUGUGAUGGACAGACCAUGACUUGACAUCAUGGAUGCCAGUAUGAUCUUUUCAAGUCAGAGGAAUGACAUCAUAGUGAGAUCUGUGGGAGAUAAGAGAUAUUACUAAAGGUUCUUCUUCAUCUUCGUCUUUCCUUUAGGUCAGCAUCGUUUGCUAUCUUCUUUUUCUCCUCCUCCUUUUCCACCUUAUGCUUCUAUUUUCCCUUUCUCUUUCUCCUCUUUUAAUUUUGGAUCAAAACCUUGGACUUGUAGUGUUGACAUGGUCUAGUUUAGGCUUCUGAAACGAAGAAAACAUUAUUAUAAACUGCCAUAUGCCACAUGUUAUCGUUAGAAUGCAGGAAAAUAAUGGGAAGAAAUUCUUGAUAGAUAGAUAAGUCAUGUCGGUUGUACAGUUCGGAAUUUCAGGCAAGUUUCAUCUUCAAUUUUGCGUGCUUCUCUAAUAAAACUAUAGGCCCUUUCUGCAUCAUGAGUUUCACACCAUUGAAAAGUUUGCAUUGUGAAUUAGAAAAGUUAGAUGUGGUAUGUCAGUUGCUGUAUUCCUUGUCUCUUCUCUAUGUAACUCAGUAUUCAUGACUCAAACAGCGACAGCAAAAGAGGUGGUAAUAUCUGAGGGGUUUCCUGUAAAAAACUUAUCAUGCCUCUUAUGAUGUUAUGUUCCAAUAAAUUUUCUACAUCAUCUUUCAUAUAGUCAUAACAUCAGUUUUUGUUUAUUGAAGUAUCAUCCUGACGUGAACAAGCAGCCAGGAGCUACUGAAAAGUUCAAGGAGAUCAGUGCUGCAUAUGAGGUAAUUUAUGACUUCCUAGCAUUUUCUCUUAAUUGUUUUUUUGAUUUAAACUUACUUUCGCUAUUUGGUGCCUCAUAAUUACAUGAUGUGAUAAUUGUUGGAGCUGAAAGGGAGACUGAAAGGAGGGUUGAUUUGUCUCUUUGGACUUUCAUUUAUGAUUAUUUUUGUGAAACUUAGUUCUAGAGGGCAGUUAGCUCCCAGAUUUGUCUCAGUAAGUUACACAAUAUUCUUAUAAUGGUUUGACCCCUUGGCUAUCGGUACUCUUUCAAAGAUUCUUCAUCCUUUGGUGACACUAACUUAUCCCGCGAUAUAAUUCUUAACUUCAGUGUACGCAGUAUUAAAUCGCAGUUACAGGCAACCAUAUAUGCUAUAUUUUCUGUACCAGAAAGCUAAUUUCUUGAUUAUAAUUCUAGGUUAUCUAGUACUCUUUGCCCAUAUAGGAAUAUAGCAACAAAUCCAGAUAUUUUGAUUAGACAAGAUCUUGGAGCACCAGUUUUUUCCCUAUGAGCUUUGAUUGCACUUGAGGACUGGGAAGCAGCAUUCUUGAGUUUGAAUGCCCUAAAAUGAUGUUGAAAGUUAUUGUUAAAAUGUCUGAACGAAAUGCUACUGACAAACCAUUAUCAUUCGAGUUUUUCAUUCUAGUUUUCUGUUGUAUUCAGUCAUGUAACUGUAUGCUGCUGAAGAUUAGUCAUCUGACGUGGUGUUCUUGUCUUUCAGUUCUUCCCAACUUUUAAUCUCUGCCUUAGCUUGUGUACUUAAAUGCUGCAGUUUGACCUUUUGUGGAACGUGAACGUGGACAAGAUGAAAAAUAGCGAUUAGAUAAGCCUGAACCAUCACUUAUGCUUUGUUCUGAUCUGUUGUAUUCAAGGUCAUGCAACAACAUGAUCAGUGGGGUUCCUUUGAGAUGUGAUGACAUUUGUGUAUUGCUUGAACAUUGACAUUCAUGAUCUUUUUACUUCCUCCAACUUUAAUGCAUCACUUUGUAAUGAAUUUGCUUUGACAUGCACCAAUAGGGUUCUUCUUUUCAUGUUGUUUGGAAGUGAUCUAAUUUCAUAACAGCAGCUUUAAAUGCCUUGGUUCAUCUGUAUUUUGUUAUUUCUUUGUCUACAUGCUUCAUAUCUAUUUUGUAUGUGCAUUCAGGUAGGUUUGUAGCCCAUUGUGAGCAUUAGUUUUCUUGGAUUUCUGAGACAGCUGAGAAUUAUUUAUGUCUUCUAAUGCCACAUUAACCAUUUUAUCUAAGUCUCACUUCGGUAAAUUGUAGCUGGGUGAUACUAAAUAUUCUUAAAUUUUCCGUUAAGUAAGGUAUCAGGUUUUGAUUAAUGACUGAGUUGUUUCAUCUUUAGGUGUUGUCAGAUGAUAACAAAAGGGCUGUAUAUGAUCGGUAUGGUGAAGACGGUCUGAAGAGUUCAGUGGGCGGCUCUGCUGGAGCUUAUACGGUAAAGUGAUGACCGUUUUAUAGUUAGGUUAGCAUGGCAUGAAAUAACUGCGUUGUAAAAGCGAUGUUAUUCCUUCUGUCUUUGGUACACUUCUUAAGGCAUACAAUGUAUAUUUUACCACUCAGGAACAUAAUCUGAUCUCCCAAUUCUUCGUUUUGAUUUGCAAUUUUUCUUGUGCAGAGUAAUCCAUUUGACCUGUUUGAGGCCUUCUUUGGGCAAAGUAUGGGUGGUUUCUCCGGAGUUGACCAAAGCACAUUUAGAACACGUAGACGCAGUACUGUUACAAAGGGUGAAGAUAUUCGGUGAGCCAUGGAGCACCACUUAAAAAAUUUACAUAUUUAUUACUAGCCUUUAGAUAGUAUACAACACCAUGAUAAGAAUUUUAGCGUUUGCUGUGACAGAAACAUCUAAUCGUUUCUCAGGAUCGGUUGGUCAUGUGAAUGUCAUGAGUGACCUCUAUGUGAUGCUCAUGCUUUUCUGUUUAAUAUUCCUUCCUGCUUUGUCCAACUACUAUUUUCUUGUAGUGGUUGAAAUCAUUUUCUUGAAUUAGCACUAUUUUUGUAUUCAUUCUAGUUUUGUAUAUUUAUUGUUUCUAUUGAGGACCUGAUUUCUAUGUCUUAAGGAGGACAGCCCUCUUGUGUAUGUCUUCUUGACUAAAUCAUAACGCGCUUAUACCUUUCCUUCAAAUUCUGGAACACAGAUGCUCUUCUUGGAAUAGGUUUUUCUUUAAAAUAGAAUAUUAUCCAAUGAAAAUAAAUGGUCUAGGUUCGAAUAUACAAUGAAUUACUAUAAUACUUAGAAGAUCUAUUAUUUUCCAUUUUUAGUUGUAAUUUUUUAUGUUUUAUUUAUUUCUCCUACUUCUUCUCUUAUUGUCAUGUUAGUUGCAUGUCUUAUGUCAGUUCCGGAAACUUGAAAUAUGAUAUGGAUGAACAUUACGAUGGUUUCAGUAGGCAGUUGGUGAUUUAUGUUUGCACGUUUUUUUCUUGCCGCUGCUAUGGACGUUGAAAUAUACUACUACUGAUGCCUUUCUAGCCCUCAUUUUGUGGGUUAUCCCUUCAUUUGUUAAUAAAUGUUUUGUAUUGGGCACCUAUCAUGAAUUAUUUUUGUUAAUGACGUCUUAUUGUGUAGGGGAGAUUUGGCUCAUAAAUAAAAGCUUUUUUGCAGUUAUGACCUGACCUUGGAGUUUUCUGAGGCUAUCUUCGGAGUGGAGAAAGAAAUUGAGCUAUCUCAUUUGGAGACCUGUGAUGCUUGUGAUGGUACUGGGGCAAAGGUAGGCUCUAAGUUGAGGGUAUGUCCCACCUGCGGUGGAAGGGGUCAAGUAAUGCGAACAGAGCAAACACCAUUCGGCUUGUUUUCUCAGGUAUUUAGUAUUUCUCUUAAGUAAAAAGUUUCCCACACAUUCUUUGUUUGAGAAAAUGAGUUGAAUUUCUUGUGGCUGAAGAAAUAGUAAUCUAGAUGGUUCUUGGGAAGGACUUUAAAAAAUUCUUAUUUUCGGUCUCUCUCCUUUCAAAAUCUGAAACGAAGGAUGUCUUGUAACGCUAAGGUAGCUAAAUCCAACUAAAGACGUAAAAUUCUCUUUUUUUUGUUUUGGUUUUGGGGUGGGGAAGGCCUAAAAGAUAUUCUGAUCUCUCCAAAAUACGGAGCCAGAUAGUAACAAGGUGCUAUUCUAUGUACUACGGAAAAAUACUGAGCCAGAUUUACCUGAUUAUUUCGAUUUUUUCAAUCUUUUAACUAUGUUUAUAUGUGGCGCACGAGUUAAAAAGUUGUUUGCUCUACAUGCUGACACGGAAACCAUUUUUCUGAUACAUCUGCUACCUGUUUUAACUGUUGGUAGUGCCUAGGUAUUAUUGUCUUGCUGGAAAACUAAGUACAAUGUCUGACAAAAGCUGGGAAAUUGCUCAUCAUUAUCUGCAAUAUGAAUUCUCUUCUUGCCUUUUGAAAAGUGAUCUCCUGGCAAUUUAUCUCUUUGUACCAUGGAUAAAGUGAGCACAUGUUGUCUUGAUGUCUCUCCAUUCUAUGUUCUACUAUCCUAUCAUGUUCUCCUUUUCACUUAUGCGUGAGAUGAAGUAUCUCAUUUUAGAACACAAUAUACUAGCGACAUAGUUGCCUCUUCCGUACUUAUCCUUUCCAAACUUCAGGUUAUCUGAUCUUCUGAAGUUGUGCCAUCCAACUUGCGAAUCUACUACAUUCCAGGUCUUGUUUUGUCCAUGUGAUUAUCUACUAUUCAAAUGGGAAUGGUCUGUGGAGGAAAAAUGAAAGAUAGAAGAAAAAGUUGCAUAACUUUUAACACAACUACACGAGAUGAUGUCCAUCUAUGGCUAUCGGAUCUAUAUUCUGAUAGACUGUCUAAUAAUCUUUAUUCUUCUUAAUCAUGCGAAUCAGCCAGGCUGCUUUGGUUUUCCACAAAUCCGUGUCUGGACGUAGGAUCUAAUGCUACAACUUUGAUAUCAACCUCGACAAGGUGGUACUAUAUUCCCCUCGUGCUCGUUUUCGGCUGUAGAGCUAUGACAACUUUCACGGGGCCAGUUGGCAGAUAAAAAACAUUUAUUAAGCUUGUUCAGUAAGGGAAAAUCCUUAAUCUCCCGCAAAACAUUAGAAAGUCUAUAUGACACAAAAAAGAGGCAAGCAUCUUCUCGUCAUUGCAUUGCAUUGCACCAAGUCGUAAGAAAACGUGAUUCUAUUUUUAAAAAUCCAAAAUACCCCUAAGAAAGGAUCCGGAACAUUGCAUUGCACCAAGAUACUAGUCAGGUAAAAGUUAAAAUCAUUUAGUAAUAGAUAUUCUCGUCAUGUAGGAUGCAUCCAUUUAUUUUCUGGGAAGGUAUGAAUGUGCAAUAUAUUAACAUUGGAAUUUAUGAUCAUUUUUUUUGCUUAUUUUUGUUUAUCUUCUAUGUUUUUUGCAUUUGAGAAUAUAGAUCACCUGGAAGAUAAUGUUAAUGAGCAAACACAGGCUGGUUAACAGUUUUAGUAUUUACUCUUCUUGUUUACACUUUUGAGCAAGGUCUACAACGUUGCCAGUAAAAGCAAGCUGAUUAGCCUUCGGAUGCAAUAUCAGCAGUUUCUUCUCUGUAAUUUUAACACGUUUUUUCUCCCUAAGUUUUUCUACUGGCGGAAAAAAUUUAUUAAUUCUUAUCGUCAAACUGAUUUUGUAUGUAGGUUUCCAUUUGUCCUACUUGUGGUGGUGAAGGUGAAGUAGUUUCUGAGUCUUGCCGAAAAUGUUCUGGUCAAGGGCGUGUUCGUACUAAGAAGGACAUAAAAGUUAAAAUUCCACCUGGAGUUAGCAAAGGGAGCACUCUUCGUGUUCGUGGUGAGGGUGAUGCAGGAGCAAGAGGGUAUGACUAGACAUUAGGAUUUGCAAUAGUAAUUUUUUUCCUGAUUAUUCCAGUGUUCUAUAUCUGGAUAGUUUUCCAUUACGCGUUGUGAUGUCCUAUAUUUCCCAUGUCAUAAAAUUGACCUAUUUCUGAUUCAGCAUCUGAUUCUUUUACCCACUUGUAAGUAUAUUCAUUGGUAGUAAUCAAUAAUUUCACUUCAGUUUCUUACUUAAGCAGGGGGCCUCCGGGAGAUCUUUAUGUAUGUCUUGAUGUCCGGGAGAUACCUGAGAUUCAAAGGGAUGGUAUCAAUCUGCUGUCAACAGUCUCAAUCAGUUAUAUUGAAGCGAUUUUAGGGACUAUCGCUCAGGUGAUUUUUUUCUCCCUUUUUAUCGCAUAGUAUUUUGUUUAGUUUUCUGUAAUAAACAGGUCAUUAAUUUUCCAAAAAUCAUGUUCUUAGUUUCUGAAUGACAUACUAGGCAUCAAGACUUUGACCUCUUUGAUUCCGAAAUUCUUUGGAGAAGGCAGUAGCUUAUGAAAUGCACUAGAAGUCCCUCUCUCUGACCACAUAAGUAGAAAAAGACGGACCUGGAAUUUACGUCCAGUACUUGAUGCCCCUUGGAUGGUCGUGUUUCAAAGAUUAUCAAAUAGACUACAAAAAGAUUUGACUUAUUCAUUGGUCAAGAACGGGCCGUCUUUCCAAACGGAUAGCUUCAUAUGGUCACAAAUUAAUCCUCAGACAGUAGUAUAUCCAGCCUAUAAUUAUUUUGUGAAAUGGAAAAACAUUGUUUCAUGUGCCAACACAUGUUUCUGUCGUACAUAUUAGAAGUUUCCUGCCACAGGUUUUGGUUGAAUGUGUUUUUUGCCAAUAUGAUGUCCGUUAUCUACGGGGCAGCGCCAAAUUGAAAAUAUAGUUUUGGAAAACUUCAAUCUUGUACAGAUGAAUUAUCUGUGCCUCUGUUCUCUAGUUAUCUUCUUCAUCUUUUCAUUGUGAACUUGUGUUUGGGAAGCAUUUUGAUUUUCUGCUUUAGUUGAUUGCAGUCGUUUAUCUUGUACUCGAUAUGUAACUCGUAUGCAUAAGUAGGGCUUGACAUGGGUUCAUUUUUCUAAGAUACGGACUAGUCUUUCAAAUGUGAAUGGCAUCCAAACUGCCUUUUCUAUAUGCGAAUAACAUGGUACUAGUUCUUACAGAUCUUCACAGAAUAAUGUACUGGAUUACUGGUGAUCUGAAAAAUUGGCAUCAUGCACUAUUAACUUACUGAAAUCUUGUUAUUCCACAGAGCAUACAUUUGUGGUUAACUAUUCCUUGAGAGGUGGGGUACUGUCAAAAACUUGUUGUCAUAAUGCUAAAACAUAUUAAGGAAGCUGAUAUGGUUUCUUCAUCUGUUUCCUGGGUAACACUUUACAUGAGAAGUCCUGUUGAAAACAUAAACAAAGGGAGAACGGCCUCUGUCAUGGAGGGCAAAGGAGAGGAACGGGGGACAACCUCCUCAAGAUUCAUUCACCUCUAACGCCCAUUAUAUAGGGAGAAACCCUACACACUUUCCCAAAAUACCCUCAAUCUUUUACGGUAUUUUCUUACGACUUGGAACUUCCAACAACUCCCUGAAACAAGUUUGGUAUGUGAUAAAAAUAUGUCGUAUAUAUUUUAGAAUGAAAACUUGAAGUUUAGACGCUGGGCUUAUUCAUCUGCACUGUACUAUCAUCUUGGUUUUUCAUACAGUUGUGUACUGUGUGACCUAUGCGGUACGCUUUCAAUGACUUCAAAAGACUGUUCAUUCAUCCUGUUUGAAUAAUUGAAAAGUUCAGUAACAGUUGCCCACCGUUUCACAUCGUGAAAUGCAUUUCAUUUGUUUGUAAAGCCAUGCAUGAUUGUUCAAAUUCCUUCGUCCAUUUCAUUCACUUUGCCUUGCAUCUCAAUAAAUCCAAGAAUAUGUAGGAUUAAUGGGCACGUUCUUCUCAGAAGAAAUCGAUCAGUGUAAUUGGUUCUAGUUGACCUUUUCCGCUGUAAUAGCUUUCGUUCGACAGGUGAUGACAGUUGAUGGUGACACUGAGCUUCAAAUACCCCCUGGUACUCAACCUGGUGACGUGCUUAUUUUAGCUAAACGGGGUGUUCCUAAGUUAAAUAAGCCAUCCGUGCGUGGUGAUCACUUGUUUACUAUCAAAGUCACCAUACCAAGUCGUAUCAGGUGAAUCCUCCAUUCAGUUUUUUUUUUUUUUCUGUAGAACUUGUAGAUAACAUAUCCGUAACCAUCCUCUGAUAUCUGUGCCCAUUUCAUGCAUGAUGAGGAGAUGAAUCCCUCGAUGCUGCUGUUCUAUGUUUUGAUUGAAUACUCAGUUCCCCUUUGUUCUUAUGCAUACUUUAGUGUUUAUCUUAAUAUGCCAUGACGAACAUCUUUUAUGGAUCUCUUUUAAGCUAGGAGGGUAAAACGAUGUAGAAAUUUGGAUCUGUCGUGAUGAAUUUUUCUUGCUGUCAUGUAUGCUGACGUAUUUCUUGUUUUCUCUAGUGGGAGAGAACGGGAGUUGCUUGAACAACUCGCAUCACUGAAUGACCCGACUGCCAGCCGUCCUCGAACUCAUUCCAGACCAAGUAUGUUGAAUUCCAUGUAUGGCAAUUAGUUGUCAAUGCUUGCAGUGAAGGUGGCAGAAUCUAUCGUUAGAAAGAUGGUCCCAGUGGUUGAAGCUUGUCUAUCUAUAUUCAUGUUUUGUGAUUUUUCCUCGUGGUUGAACGUAUCUGCCUUUGACUCCGUGCUCUGUUUCCUUUCUUCUUGCAGCCAAGGACACAGAAAGUCCAAAGGUCGUUGAAGUCAAAUCCGAGGACUCAGAGGCAACAAGUGAAGAAGAUGACGUUUGGCAGAAUGUUAAGAAUUUUGUCGGGUAAGCUUUAUUGGCAUCCGCAGUUAUGCUCCACUUGCAGUCAUCUAUGAUGGAUCCGUCAAAGGUUUUGCUCUUUGCAAGUACUGUGAUUCUAAUCAUGGUGAUGGGGGCCACUGUGAUGCAGGUCGGCUGCCAAUGGAGCCCUCAAAUGGCUGAGGGACAACCUCUAA
Messenger RNA from Spirodela intermedia, 10416 nucleotides. The record is from the annotation of a GenBank genome assembly. Lineage: Eukaryota; Viridiplantae; Streptophyta; Magnoliopsida; Alismatales; Araceae.